AUGAAAACCAAAACCAAAGAAAAAACCCCGGUACCGAGGCGGGUUUGUGCAGGAGAAAGCCAAAAAAUAUCAUGGGUUUCAAUCGGGGCGAUGCCUCAGUUCUCGUCUCAGGCGCCUGGCAGGCCCCCAGGCCCCCAGGCUCUCAGGCUCUCAGGCUCUCAGGCCACCCUCAUCAGACUUCAGCCUGCACAUUCCCUGUUCGCAGUCCCAGCGCUGUUUUGGAAGCGUCGUGCCAUGCGCUUCGCAGGAAUGUAUCGGGGGAAAUUCCAACAAAAAUCCACACCCUUCACUGCUCUAUUUUCCCUUACCUUCCCCAUUCAGGCACCCUUUAGAUUAUUAUAUAUCCACUCGUUGAGGAGGGCAAACGUCGUCUUUACGCUGAAGUUACAAUGCCGAGUCGUAACAUAA
Histoplasma capsulatum G186AR is the source of this 408-nucleotide messenger RNA. RefSeq lists its product as uncharacterized. The record is from RefSeq and is a predicted model, not a curated record. The coding region runs from base 1 to 408 and encodes 135 amino acids. The transcript has 2 exons. NCBI's taxonomy places the organism in Eukaryota, Fungi, Ascomycota, Eurotiomycetes, Onygenales, Ajellomycetaceae.